Penicillium malachiteum is the source of this 2337-nucleotide messenger RNA. Its product is annotated as heat shock factor family protein. Gene Ontology annotation, molecular function: DNA-binding transcription factor activity; sequence-specific DNA binding. The record is from RefSeq and is a predicted model, not a curated record. Bases 1 to 2337 code for a protein of 778 amino acids. Lineage: Eukaryota; Fungi; Ascomycota; Eurotiomycetes; Eurotiales; Aspergillaceae. The transcript is spliced from 2 exons. Gene Ontology annotation, biological process: regulation of DNA-templated transcription.
AUGACCUCACAAGGCAUGACGCGCAAGCGACCAGCACCAGGCACGAACCCUGCAGCUCAUCCCCAAAUGGGCGCGGUCCCGAACUACACUCCUCCGAACCCGGGCGCUCAGUUAUCCAACGAUCAGUUCUUGCAGUGGGGCCAAAAUCCCUCGACAAAUGCCGUGAAUACAUCUCCAUACCAGGAGAACACAGGGUAUAAUCAGGGAUAUGCAAACUCUCAUGAUUUGUCUGCUACGGCCGCGAACAACAACCAACUUGCGCGUCGCCAGCAGCCAAAUCAGUUGGUUAGCCGAAAUCGCGGGUACGAACAAGCGCCUGUCUCUUAUUCUGAUCCUAAUGCGGGUGGUACUAAUGGAGAGUCGGGAGCAUGGGGUGAAAGUCUGGAGGAACUGUAUGCGCGCGCGCUGACCGCAAAAAGAGAAGCCCAAGCGAAGAGAAAGCAGAUCCCACCUUUUGUACAGAAGUUGAGCAGUUUCCUCGAUGAGUCUAAAAACACCGAGUUGAUUCGGUGGUCCGACGACGGCAAUUCCUUCAUUGUUCUGGAUGAGGAUGAGUUUGCGAGGACUUUGAUUCCCGAAUUAUUCAAGCACAACAACUAUGCAUCUUUCGUACGGCAAUUGAAUAUGUACGGAUUUCACAAGAAGGUUGGCCUCUCUGAUAACUCCAUGCGAGCCAGCGAGCGGAAGAACAAGAGUCCUAGUGAAUAUGCAAAUCCAUACUUCAAACGAGGCCAUCCAGAUCUGCUUUGGUUGAUUCAGAAACCGAAGAACGCUGCAGGGCAUGCCAGUAAAGGAAGUAAAGGAGGACCCCGUGUGAAGACCGAGGAUGUUGAUGAGAAUGAGCUAGAGGAGUACGGAGAUGAGAGUGUGCCUGCUCCUCGUGAGAACCGGCCACGACCUCAACAACUAUCUUUGCUCACAGAUGGACCCCCGCAAUCAGAUCAGCUAUCAGGAGUUUAUCGUGAGCUGCAAGCCAUUCGUCAACAGCAGCAAAUAAUUUCGACCACCAUUACCAGAUUACGAAAAGAACACGAGCAGCUCUACGCUCAAGCCGCAAACUUCCAGGAACAACACACUCGCCACGAAAACUCCAUUAACGCUAUUCUUACAUUCCUGGCUACUGUGUAUAAUCGCAGUCUUCAAGGACAAGAUGGCAAUCAAAACAUUACCAACUCCUUUGCUGGUGCUAUAUCUGGGGAUCAAGGGAACAUUGUGGACAUUGGCGAGGACUUCCCUCUGGGAUCACUGGCCGGGCUAACUAGUCCAACUGGUCAAAGGACAAUGAAAAAGCAGCCACUGCUUCUGAAAGCCCCUCCUACAACAGAUGAAAACACCCGCACCAAUACCAUUCCCCCAGCACCAUCAGCCGCUAGUGGGUCUUAUGAGACCAGAUCUCGGGGCCAUGCUCGCCAGCCUAGCGCCAGCCAAUCCGGUCAUGUCGAGGAAGUCUUCGAUACCAGUCCUCGGCAGAGCAAUACCGCUCCGAUGGGACAAAAAGCAAAUGAAGGCUUUCCUCAGCAGGACAUCAUGUCCGUUAUUCAAAACUCCAAUGCACGUAACGGUGUGCCUACCGACUUUACGGAUUUCCCGGGCGUCUUGACCUCUCUCGAAACAUCCGGCGGCAAUGUUCCUCUCACGGCGAAUCAGCGGGCAGACAUGCUCCGACUAAUGGCUCACGAGACGAACACGGCCGACCCUACUGGUCAGGGAUCCUCAAACAAUGCUCUUAUGACACCGACACCACCACCUAUGCCUCACAACUAUACCAACCGCCUUGCCAGCACCCGUCAAGAGAUUGACAACUUGGUGAAAAUGCAAGCCGAGCAAGACCGAUCCGUCCAAAACCUCACAAAUCUUCUACAACCUUUGAGCCCAACGGGUGCUAUACCAGGCCUGGAUGCCGAUGGGAAUGGAAACCUUCCCCCGCCUCCACUGGAUCUCGACACCAUAUUCAACAAUGACUAUUUCACGGAUAUUGGCGACACGGACAAUGACAAGAAACACAUGAACUUGGGCGAUAAUGGUCAAACUUCACAGUUGGGUGGAAACCCACAUGAGGCGUUGGGCACAGGUCAAGGUGUUGAUGGAGAUACCAAUGAUCUCUUUGAUUUUGGACAUAUCCCGGGAGAUGGUGAUCUAUUUGAUGGAACCAACCAUGGACAUGAUCACUACAACUAUGGAUUUGACGCUUCUGGCUAUGGUGGUGAAACAGGGAACAUUGACUCAGGGCGAGUGAUUGAGCAGUUAACUGACAGCGAAGCUACCAGUCCAGCAACAGCCGAGGAUAAUCCCGAAGCUGAUGAUGGAGGAAGUGCGAAGCGGCGUCGGAGGGUCUGA